Messenger RNA from Lotus japonicus, 1778 nucleotides. RefSeq lists its product as uncharacterized. Lineage: Eukaryota; Viridiplantae; Streptophyta; Magnoliopsida; Fabales; Fabaceae. The transcript has 2 exons. The coding region runs from base 60 to 929 and encodes 289 amino acids. The record is from RefSeq and is a predicted model, not a curated record.
AAUUCUAUACCCAAAAUCCAAAUCAAUUUAGGGUUUUACAUCAUCAUUCUUCUUCAGCUAUGGCGGCAUUCUCCCUGAGAAUUAGAAUCCACACUUUGUCAAACCCUUGUCUGCUCCACUAUCGCCGCCUCUUAUGCACCUUCAACUCCUCCGGUGGUGCCGGCGAUGACCCCAACUCGCCCGACAGUAAUCAGACUCCUUUGAGAAACCAAUGGAGCGCCUCGCAAUUGCAGGAGAAGUUGAAGCACAUAACGUUGAUGAGAAAUCAUUGGGCCUCGCAAUUGCACAAGAACUGGAAGCAGUUUGAUUUUUCGAGUUCAGAGGAUAUUUUGAAGGCAAGGUACUUGGAUCCUGAUCUUCAAUUCUUAUCGGAGUUCAACGCAUCCAGAAAUGUUUUAUACCAUCGGAUUCUCGCCAAGGCCGCCAAGUUUCGCCGCAUUGUGGAAGACAUGGACUGGCGGACCUUCAAUCCGAUGAAAACCAGGAUAAUGCUAUGGAAUAGAGCCACCGUGUUAAUUGUUAGGAUCAAGGACUUGGAUGAGAUAACGUAUGAGGGUGCUAAGUGGUUAGCCAAAUUGAGCAAUGCCAGAGUAGCUUCCUUCGAUGAGAUGAUCACAAACUUAUCCCAGAUGAGGAAAGAAUGGUUUGUUUUGAAAGAUUUGAAUUCUUUGCUUGAGGACUUAAGAAAGCUCAAGUGGGAUUGUAACAAAGAAGAACAAGAAGAAUUGAAUGAGGAUUUGUGGGAUGAAUUAAAUGAGGAGUUGGGGAAUGUCAGGUGGGAUGAAAUUCAUCAGGCGCUCAUGAGCUUAAGGGGGACGUGCUUGUUUGACGCCAAGCAGUUAGUCAUGAAGACCGACGAGUACCUAGCUUGCUUGGAGGAGAACAUCAAGUUUAUCCGGGAGAUGCGGCAACCGAUAAUACCAGAUUAGUUUUGACAGCCAUUUAGGUUAUGAAAGAAAAAAAUCCAAAUUCGAUGUGGGUCUUGAACCUGUUGUCAUUAAUGCUGAUUUGAUCAUUGAAGGACUCCAUCUUCCAUGUACUGAUUUGAUGAAUGCUGCAGCUCCUGUCACAUGUGGACAAGCCAUGGAUGUACCAGAUCUUAUGCCAAACAAGGAUGACUUUUCCCCAAUUGGAACACUUCCUGGUUCAUCACUUUUGGGAAUCAUGGCAGCGAAGAUGCUAACACCUGGAGCCAUGACAUCUGGCUGGAAAACAGAUUAGUGAAAGAAACAGUGAGUGUGUUGUUCUCAAGAUGCUUAUGUUAAUUCUUGGUUCAUGGAUGUGAAAUGAACUGCAUUUAGGAACAAAAAGUUGAAAACUACCUUGAGAAUGUUUUCUGUAAGGCUUGAAGGGCAAAGAUGCAACAAUUGGUGAAGGCUUAUAUCUAGGAACUUCUACUGUUGGAAGAACUGUUGCAGUUGGGUUUCUGUAUAGGAGGCAUCAUAGACUCAGCAUUUAGUAAUAGCUUAUCAUGUUUCAGCUUUUCCAAUCAUCAUAAGAUAAAAGUUAUUUUUAUCUCUUAGGUCACUGAUCACCAUGUGUGAAGGUUGAUAAUGCUUACUUGGUGGCGUUUAUGUACUUAAGGAUUUGAUACCCAUCUAGAUUCCCCACCUCUGUGAAGGGUAAUGUACCAGCAUCAAAGGGAAGUAGGGAACAUAUUUUCUGUCCUCGUCAAUGAGUAUCAUUCCCAUGGCUUUAGCAUCCUGUAAAACUAGACUCAAACCCGCGCAAUACCCGCGCAUUGCGCGGGGAAUAAAUGGUUUUAUGAUUUUAUUAAA